AUGAAUAUUGAAGAAGAAGAAAUUUACCCAUCGCAUACCAUCACUAAUUCUUUUAUAUCCACAGUAGAUCAUUUACCAUGUGAUAUUGUACGAUCAUUAUGGGUAAUUCAAUCUUGUAACUUUAAAAUCUCAAAGGCAAAGGAAGAACUUAAUGACUUAUUAAUCCAAUACUAUAAGACACGACAAAUAUCUGGAAAUCAAAUAGAAAGAAUAAUAAACCUAAAGCAAAUCAUACGAAAAUUUUCUGCGGAAACCAUUGAAGAAUCACGAGCAAUAAACAAUCAAUUGAUAACUCAUAAACUUAAUCUAGCUGAAGAAUUAGAUCAAUUACAGAAAAUCCAACAAUCUCAAUCCAGCUUCCUAAAUGACAAUUCUAAACGAAAUGAUGAAUUACGACAUCAAUUAAAAAAGCAUUAUGCCGAACAUCCACUUGCUUCUCAACGUGAGGCAUUGGAAGAACAAGAUCAACAGAAACAGCAAGAGAAACAACGGCAACAGCUCUUGCAACAAAGAAAACAAGAUCAGCAACGACAGAAAACUGGAUUGAAAUUGAUAUUGAAAAUACCAAAGGAGAUCCAUCCAAAGCCAAAACAAUCUUCUUUCACUUUGAAAAUAAAACCAACCAUAACUGGGAAAAGUAUCGCCCUGGGAAAAGUGCUGAAAAGUCCUAAGGAGAGAACAACUGUCAUUAAGCCAGUUAAAGAUAUUCCAACUAUUGAGCCGGAGCCAGAGGUUUCAGAGGAACAAGAAGAAGAUAAGAAUAGUUAUUGUUUCUGUAAGCAGGGUUCAUUUGGGGAUAUGAUAGCAUGCGAUAACGAAGAGUCGUGUCAGAACGGAGAAUGGUUUCAUUAUAAAUGUGUCGGACUUUUAAAUAGAGUAGAAGCAUUAAAGUAUACUACUGGGAAGGUGAAAUGGUUUUGUUCAGAUGAAUGUCGACGAAUAGUAGAAGAAAAGGAUGCCAAACUGAAAGAAGCAAAGAAGAAAAAGCGAAAGAGGAGAUGGUAA
This is a messenger RNA of Hemisphaericaspora subhashii, 1005 nucleotides long. RefSeq lists its product as uncharacterized. The record is from RefSeq and is a predicted model, not a curated record. Gene Ontology annotation, cellular component: nucleus; Rpd3L-Expanded complex; Rpd3L complex. The coding region runs from base 1 to 1005 and encodes 334 amino acids. Lineage: Eukaryota; Fungi; Ascomycota; Pichiomycetes; Serinales; Debaryomycetaceae. The transcript has a single exon. Gene Ontology annotation, biological process: regulation of DNA-templated transcription.